AAUUCCAAAUUUAAAAAAAUCAGUUGCGAACCUGUAAGUCAAACUGAAGAGGAUCAAAAAUGAAAGCGAUAUUGUUAAUGUUGUUAUCCUCGCAACUAUUUUCCACAUCAAAACAAACUGCAGAACAAUGUCAGCCAAGUACAUGCCUCAUCUCCGAAAACUGUCGGUGUUCUGGUGUCAACUCCCCCUUACCAGUAGAGGAAACACCACAGUUAAUUGCUUUAACUUUUGAUGAAGCUGUAGUGGACAAUCUUUUUAAUGAAUUGUGGAAACCACUCUUAUUUGACAGAAAAAACCCAGAUGGCAAUCCUAUAAGUGCUAGUUUCUUUGUUCCGCAUGAAUAUACAGAUUACUCUCAUGUUCAAGAGCUUUAUUUACAAGGAUAUGAAAUUGGUGUCAAUUCGAUAACAAAAAAUAGUUUGGCUGAAUACUGGGCCCAGGCAUCAGAACAAACACUAAUUGAUGAAUUCGGAGGUCAAAGAACACUUCUUUCUCAUUUUGCUAAUAUUCCUAUAACAGAUAUAACUGGAGCGCAAGCACCUCAACUUCAAAUCGAAGGAGACGUUUUAAUCAGGGCUUAUAUUGCUUCUGGUGUGAAAUAUGACAAUUCCUGGACGUCUAGAAGUACAGCCCACCUUUUCCCCUACACUUUAGAUUAUUUAUCAAGUCAAGAAUGCAGAUCAGAUACUUCUUGUCCACAGGAAUCUUAUCCCGGUUUUUGGAUCAACCCUAUAAAUAACAUUCGGGGAGAAAAUUUGGUUGAAUGUAAUGCCUUGACCAACUGUAAUGUUCAUGGGACAGCAAGCGAAAUAGCAUCUUGGCUACUACAGGAAGUCGAGCGCGUUCGAUCAACGAAUAGGGCACCUCUGACGCUACUCGUACCAUCAGCAUGGUUUCGCUUUAUAGAAAACAGUUUCGAAGGUUUUCAACAGUUCCUAGACUCAUUGACUGGAUACAGUGACAUUUUUCUCGUUAAUCAGAAACAAAUAAUAGAAUGGGUUCAGAAUCCGGUACCUCUGAGUGAAUUUCAAACUACUACUUCACAAAGAACUGCCUCUUGUACGAAAAUUACAUGUCCCCUCAUAAAGAACAACACAGAAACUAGAUACAUGACAUCGUGUGUAGUCCCUUGCCCAGACGUGUACCCUUGGCUGGGAAAUCCUUUAGGAAAAAUGUAACCGGACUGUAACAUGCUAUUGGUAUUACAAUUGUGUUUAAAUAAUAUCAGGAACUUUUAAAUCUAAAUAUUCCCAUAUAACAACUGAAGUCAGCACAGAAAAUCAUUGUCUUAUAAUAAGAAAUCCUGCCAAAGUUAAAUAUUACCAAUAAAGUAAAAACUAAAAAAUAUAUAUGGUAAAAUAAA
Molecule: messenger RNA, 1363 nt
Organism: Zophobas morio
Lineage: Eukaryota; Metazoa; Arthropoda; Insecta; Coleoptera; Tenebrionidae
Product: chitin deacetylase 8-like
Exons: 5
Coding region: 60-1178 (372 amino acids)
Biological process (GO): carbohydrate metabolic process
Source: RefSeq, a predicted model, not a curated record